AGCUCCUCUUGAACAGCACACGAAUUUAAAAAUGCUUCCUUCCAGAUGUCUCCAUCGCCAAUGUUAAACUUUCUCGCGCGCAUUUCGGUGUGAUCCUCAAAUUUUAGGAAGCAAAGGAAGCAGAUGACGAGUGCGAUGACGUCGCUUAAUGGAAUGAACAUUGUUUGCAGAGGAGGAACUGCAACCUCCCGAACGGUUCUCAUUACUGGCGUCAGUAAGGGCCUCGGAAGGGCUCUUGCCCUAGAAUUGGCCAAACGAGGCCACACUAUAAUCGGGUGUUCACGUGUUCAGGAUAAGCUAAAGGCACUUGAAUCGGAACUUUCUUCUUGUUCUUCUUCUGCUGCCGCCCCAGCUGCUUCCAAUUCUUCGUCAUCCGAAAAGCACUUGCUGCUCAAAGCUGACGUGAGAUCGGACAGCAGCGUUGAGGAGCUGGCUCGUACUGUGAUGGAGAAAAAGGGUGUUCCUGAUAUUAUUGUAAAUAAUGCAGGAACCAUUAAUAGAAACAACAAAAUUUGGGAAGUUCCUGUUGAAGAGUUUGAUAAUGUCAUUGAUACAAACCUCAAAGGAGCUGCUAAUAUAUUACGUCAUUUCAUCCCUCUUAUGGUCACAAAGAAGCAAGGAAUCAUUGUCAAUAUGUCAUCUGGAUGGGGAAGGGCUGGUGCUGCACUGGUUGCACCUUACUGUGCAUCAAAAUGGGCUAUAGAAGGAUUGACUAGGUCUGUGGCAAAGGAGUUGCCUGAAGGAUUGGCAGUUGUUGCCCUAAAUCCAGGUGUAAUAAACACUGAGAUGCUUGCAUCAUGCUUUGGCAAUUCAGCUGCCCUAUAUCAAGCGCCUGAAGCAUGGGCCCCAAAGGGAGCAAGCAUGAUACUCAAUCUCACUGCAGCAGACAAUGGUGCAUCUCUCACUGUUUAAGCUAAGAGAAGGGUCAAGCAUUCCCCUAUCUAUAAGCUCCAUUUUCUUGGGGGCUAGAGAAUGUAAUAGAUCAAUCUUGUUUACUAAGUACACGUAAGUUGGUAAAUUGGUUAGUUUGAAGAUGAAUAUAGGCUUUUUCAUCCUGAUUCAUUGCUUUAUACUACUUAAUUUCAUGGGAUGGUGCUGAUGAUUUUGGUCUGUAUUCUUAUAUGGUCCGUUAGACUGACUGUAGUGUAUACUUAAAGCAAAUUGUCUAGAUUGAUUGUAGUGAACAGUAGGCAUGCAUUAAUGGCGACAAGAAUUUACAAUCAAGUCAAAGUGCAUCUUGCUUGCACGAUGAUGAUCAUGAUAAUUAUUUUUAUCAUUAUGAUUAUUAUAUUUGAUAA
Molecule: messenger RNA, 1298 nt
Organism: Prosopis cineraria
Lineage: Eukaryota; Viridiplantae; Streptophyta; Magnoliopsida; Fabales; Fabaceae
Product: NADPH-dependent pterin aldehyde reductase
Exons: 5
Coding region: 124-912 (262 amino acids)
Biological process (GO): folic acid-containing compound metabolic process
Cellular component (GO): cytosol
Molecular function (GO): oxidoreductase activity, acting on the CH-OH group of donors, NAD or NADP as acceptor
Source: RefSeq, a predicted model, not a curated record